Coregonus sp. 'balchen' is the source of this 19271-nucleotide messenger RNA. The record is from the annotation of a GenBank genome assembly. NCBI's taxonomy places the organism in Eukaryota, Metazoa, Chordata, Actinopteri, Salmoniformes, Salmonidae.
AUGCCAGCCAAAGGGACAAGUAGGUCCAACUUGACUGAUCUCUUGGUGACAUAUAACUUUAAAGUUGUGUGUUCUACAUGCUCUGUCAAAGAGAACGAAAUAUCGUACACCCUUAAAGCAGUCGACCACCAAUGCAGCAGAGAACUUCUAUUGGCUAAAGGCAAAGGUACUAGCAAAUGGAGGCUUGUUUCCCGUCGCCCUGAAUUUCCUAACCCUAGCCAGUAUGAAGUUUGUUGGUUCUUCAAGGAGGGCUCUGGGUGUAAGAAGCACAGGAACCGCUGCACCUUCGCAAGGAGCCACGAGGAGGCCGCCGUGUGGAACUUCGUAAAGCACCAUGGGAUAGAUCACAGCACGUUAAUUAGACUGAUAACCGAGUCGGAGAGAAUUGCCGUCCAACAGCAAAACACGUCCGAAAACAUCCUCACUGAGUUCUCAGGGGAAUUUCAAGAGCUCUGUAAAGACUGCUUCCUCGGCACUCCACCGACAAUUACAGGCAAACGGUGGAACAACACUUGCUCCGUGGAUACAGCCCAUGUCUGGAGCCCAGUCUUGGUUCAUCACCUGGCAGAAAGUCAGGGGAAGGAAGUCUACAAUCAGAUAAGGCCUCUGCCCCCAGUCUGCCCUUUCCAGUAUUGCAACCAUGUCAUGCAAGGUAUGCCCUGUUGGCACGGGCCCAGCACGUGCCAGUUUGCCCACAGCGAGGUGGAGAUGGCUGUCUGGCGAGCAGAAGCACGUGGGGGGAGUCGCCAGGAACUCCUGCAGCUCUCCCAGGAGAGGCAACGUCAGAAGCAACCGUCGGCUCAAGACGUAGUGCCCGCCGCUAACCUGAAGGUGGCGAUCUACUGCAAGGCUUGCCUCGUAACCCUCUCCUCUCGGGAGAGCUUUUUCAAACACUGUGCCUCAUUGGAGCACGCCCAGAUGAUCUCCGGGGACACGACCACGGAGUGGAAACAUCGUCCCCCGCCCCACGGCCGCAAAGCAGAAUUUUGGCUGUGCGAGAGGUAAACAUGUUUUUGUAAACUCAAGGAGACAGCCUCCACACACAUUGCACAUUCCAGACGUUUUUGUACACACCUGAGUGACUGCGAACAUUGCUAAAAGUCUAAAAGUGCAAUCUCUAUGGUAGAUGCAUAUAUAAAUAGCCCUUAUUGUCUAUAUUAUAUUAAGUCAUCAAUAAGCAAUUUUCUUAACAAAACAUGGGAUAUACAGUAAAUGUAAUUUGUUGAAAUGAUCAAUAAGCAGCAAGAAAUCUUGCUGAUUUGUACCUUUAGCGUCUAAUUAUAGUUUGCACUGCCAUUACUUCUCAGGCCUGACACCUGUGAAUAUGGCACCAACUGUGUCAAAGCUCACUCUGAGGAGGAGCAUGAAGAGUGGCUAAUGCGAGCCAAAGAGGACAAGGAGAUGAGGCGCAACAUAGAGGCUCAAGGCCUCAUGUCUUACAGGGAACGUCUUUUGGAGGAGUACAGACACAGCAGCAAUGAAGUGCACAUUGUAAGUCAUCAUAGUUCAGAUCAGGAACACACGUCUCCAUGCAAUUGAGAUUCAAUCAAACCUGCACUUGAGUAAACCUGCACUGCUUAAUAAUAACAAUGUUCCUGCAUAAUUCCACUGAGGCAAAUAAUUAGAUGAUGCCGCACGUGUGAAAUAAACAAAUCAAUAUUAAUGUUGACAAAGCGGUGCAUUUCUCCCGGAACAGAGUGAUUAGUCAGCAGUGCAGGUUUUCUGCGUUGUCGAUUGGACUGAAUCUGACAGUGAGUGUCAGUGUUGUUUCAAUGUAAAGAACGAAUGGUUGAUUUAUUCAAGUGGGCAAGUGACAUGAACUACUCUGUCUGUCAACACAUGCCAUAAUAACACCUGUCAAAACUGUUUCCAAUACAUUUAAUAUCACACUGUUAUACCAUUUUGAUACUGCCCUCCAGCGCACUGAUACAUUUGAGAUAUUCUCCCUACCACAUAUUAUUCACAUUUUAUUUUACUAUAAAAUGCUCAUUGUCCCCAAGCAACUAACAGUGUGAUUUCAUGUUACAGAUGUCAGAGCAAGUUGAUGACGUGACUGUCACUUUUGAAGAGGAUUUGUGUGUGGAGUGUGUGGAGACUGAUGCAGAAUUCAAAUGGAAGUUCCAGAUCAAAACAGAGGUAACAGUUAGCUAGCUAUAAGUAUGACAUUCUGUUGUUUUGAUGAUUAUUCCUAACUGCCUGUUACGUGAAUAUGUAUGUGAAUGUAGGGCUCUUGAAUACAGUCAAUACACUGAGAACACUUCUCUGCUCAGUGUCUGUGAAUAAUACGCUGUGCUUUUACAUUUUCUUCUUUGUGCCUCUCCUCCAUUGAAGUUUACUGUUGCCAGUAAAAGAUUCAAGGCCAGGGCUCUUACAACCUUCAUUGCUAUCUCUUUGGGCUCUGAGAAACAGAGUACAUUCUCUCCACUAAAGUUUCAAGGUCCAACCUCUAAUUUAAAGUGGACUGAUUCUCAUAUCCGGGACUUUUAUCAGCUGGCAGGGGUGGAAAUAAACUGGGCUACUAAUAAUGAAUUUAGUUUAUAAACCACAUUUCUCGUACAAAACAAUAAAUAAAUAAAAUGUGCCUCUAAGCUAGCAAGGAUGAGAUGGCUCAAGCGAAGUUUGCAUUUUGCCGUUUGUCAUGUUUCCACUUUCAUAGUGUAUUUGGUCACCUAUGUUAUUUGCCUGUGUCUUCACAGAGAUUACUUGCACAUGUAGCGUUACUGAAACAGGAGCCUGGAGCCUCUUUCUCCCUGGAUGUAAACAGUCCUGAGCCCUGCACUUACUCCACGAGUGAACAGUUCUGUAACUCAGACAUGACCUAUGACAUCACCGUGUCCUUCAAGUCCAACAACCCGGGUCUUUACGAACAGUGGUUGGUGUUUGACUUUGACAUGAGGCCAGUGCUCCUGCAGAAACUCAAGGUUAAAGUCGGACAGCAGCUAUCCCCUAAGCUCGAGGAGCCACCUGAGGACGUUAGGCCUCUUUCCCAGAAUCUGGAACGCUGGCAUCGGGGGAACAGGGUCUUCAUCCCCUGCUUGGACAAGACAGAAGUACAGGAAGAGCUUCUCAAGGAGUACAAGCCUCCUCAGAUUAAUUUGCGGUAUAGACCACUUGAUGACAGCAACACGCCCAUGAAUCACCAGAACUACAAAGAGAGAAUGCACAGCUUCCUGUACACAGAGGAGCAGGCAGAAGAUCAGGUGGUUUCAAGGUAAUAACAUCAGUAACUUUUUCAUGGCUUUAUUUCCUAGCUGAUCAUCUUUAAUAGUAUUGUGUCGUUCCACGAAAUGAGUGCCUUUUUUUACAUCCCUUUGAUAUUUUAAAUAGAAAUUGUGCACUAAUAUUAAAUCUUAAAAGCCUGUUUUAUUCAAUAAAGUGCCCUUUAUUAUAGACCACAUGGAGAAUUCAAUGAAUCAGAUUGUUAAUAUUAAUAAAGAUAUGCUAAAGUGCCAAAAUGCUGCAUUUUGACAUGUCCCUCCGUGCACCUUCUGUGACUUCCAGGAAGAUUUUAACCCACUUCACCCCAACAUUUCUACAAGUUUCACCAUCAUUGUAAAGGCCUAGUUAUUUUGUUGCUUUGACAAAGUAAUUUCUGAAGAUUAUUAUUUAUUUAAUGUGUUUAAGGUCAAAGAUCAAAUAGGGGACAACCUGCACGAGUGUGAGAUGUGAAAUAGAAAUGUGUAUUUUUGCAUAUCCCAACUCUCCCUGAGACACCCUCAGAGAGUGGGGUCACGGCCAGGGAUCAGCCAUUAUUGAUGGUGACCCUGGAGCAAUUAGGGUUAAGUGCCUUGCUCAAGGGCACAUUGACAGAUUUUUCACCUAGUCGGCUCUGGGAUUCGAACCAGUGACAUUUCGUUUACUGGCCCAAUGCUCUUAAUCGCUAGGCUACCUGCCGCCCCUAGUGAUUUAUUUUAAGGUAAAAAAAAACAACCUUUCCCUCAUUUUAAGUUCAAAUCUAUUACGUGAACUGAACUCUGGUUUUAAUAUGGUGACUAUUCCUUUUUAAAUACCUUUUCAUUUUAUUGAACAUCUAAUUGCCCCCCACCCACCUGUUGCAGACAAGCUUCAAUUUCCUCUGUCACAAGGGGAUUUAUGGCUGAUUUAAGAUGAAAUCGUCAACCCGGUUACGAUCAAACCUUUGACUUUAUUUGGCACUUACUAUAGUAUAUAUAUUUUUUAUUUAACCUCUUGAGAUGGGAAAAUGUAUUUUUUAUUAGGUUGAACUGAAUGUUAAAAUUAGGUUAAAUCAAAUGGGUUUUUUUCACCAAGUUACACAUCUCAAAAGGCACCGAAUUGGUGGAACGACCCUAUUAUAAAUACUCUUUGGUUAAAAGGACAACAACCUCAAAGUCCCUCCAUUUUCUUUUGCGUUUUAGACUCAAUGUUCGAGGGACCAUCACCUUGUUGGCCACCCUAGACGACCCUCAGUUUGGGAUGAAGAUAGCUCCUCUGGAUGAACUGUUCUGUGCCGUCUCAGUCCCUUAUACUCUCACCCCAGACACCCCAGAGGGUUUGAUGCUGAGACGAGGCAUCCAGUCAGCUCUCAUAGCACCAGUAUCUUCAGAUAAUCAAAGUCACAAGGUCUACGAAGCCAUCAUCCUCAGAGACGCCACCAGUGAGAAUAAAAUGCACUUGCAGCUGUCUAAAAGAUGCUGCUCUGACCUGAAGCUCCAAAGAAAUGAAACAUGUGAAAUGGAAGUCCAGUUCCAGCUGAAUCGUCUGAAGUUCUGUGAGAUGCACAAAGCCAUAGAUCUCCUUCCAGACACAGAGAGAGUGUUGCCAGACUUCAGGAACUGCAGUGUCCCUGUUAACGAAAUACAAUACCCCAAACUCAAUGCAAAGCAGCAGGCAGCCAUUGAUUUCAUCAUAGGGGAUUCCGAUGGAAGAGAAAGUGUGGCCCCCCUCCUCAUUUAUGGACCGUUUGGAACUGGGAAAACCUUCACGCUCGCUACAGCAGCCAAAGAGCUGGUAAGGCAGCCUCACACCAGAGUAUUGAUCUGCACUCUUACAAACAGGUAAUGACCCCAAUGUUCUAUUGACACCAAUUCACUUACACUGAGUUUAACUUUCUAGUCCCUUCAUGCAUUUUCAGUCUUACCUAAUGCAAUUAAUUGACUGGCACAGGUACUCAUUGUUACAUAAUAAUGCUUAAGACUGGUAAAAACUUGUUUGUGCAAGUAGGCCUACUUAUGCAAACAUUUUGUAAACAUUAGAUUAGCAACAAAGGAUGUUUAUUUGACCUCUGUCUAAUGAUUACUUAAAAAAACAGUGAGGCUGUUGGACUAUUAUGAGUGUCCAUCAAUCAUUUGUAUUGUGUAAGCCUCAUAUCGGUUUGACAGUUACAGUAUACACUGCCAGUUAAGGAUUAUGUAACACAUUGUGAAAAUACACUGUGGUUCCUCUACAGGUGUGCUAUCUUAAUUUGACCAGUUUCUCACAGCAGGAAAACAAUCCUGCAGCAACAGGAAAUGUGAAAUAUGUAGAUUAAAAUAAGUGGACAUUUUGUUGAUACAUUUUUUUGUUAAGACAAAUCAAGUCUGAAAUGUUAAAGUGGAAAUUACAAACUUUAGAAGCAUUUAAAUACUUUUUUGAAUAUACUACAAGUUGGCAUUUGCUGCUGCGCAGGACAAUUCUCUGUGACAACCGAGUGAUCAAAUUAAGAUAGCAUAUCUGUAUGCCAUGUAUUAAUCCCAAUGUUAAUACAUAUUUCAACUACACUUGUAGUUACAGUGUACCUGCUCAUUAAUUACUUGUAAAGGAUCAAUUUAAUAAAAAGAAAGUAGGGCGAGCAAUUUUCAAUCACUGUUGAAAGGGAAGCACAACUAACCCCUCUGUUGUCAGCUCUGCAGAUUUGUAUGUCAAAGACCACUUCCACCCAUACAUCAACUCUGGACACCCUGAGAUGAAGCCACUGAGGAUAAAAGCAAAUAAACUAGGGGUUCCAGUGAGUGCCACAGAUGAGAUCACACAGAAGUACUGCCUUCUAUCAGAAAACGGCCAGUUUUUCCUACCUCCUGCCAAAUGUGCUUUAGAUUGCCAUCGGAUAGUCAUCACAACUACUGCAAUGGCAAGGCACUUCCAUGACCUGAAGCUCCCUGACGGCUACUUCACCCACAUCCUGAUUGACGAAGCCUCCCAGAUGCUUGAAUGUGAAGCUCUGAUGGCCCUUGGUCUGGCUGGGCCAGUAACUCGAGUGGUUCUAGCUGGAGAUCACAUGCAGAUGGGGCCAAAGCUCUUUUCAGUGGAUGAUGACCAACGCUCCAAUCACACCUUGCUGAACCGUCUGUUCCACUACUAUCAAACCCAGGAGAGUAGUGCAGCUUUGAAAAGCAGAAUCAUUUUCAACGAGAACUAUCGCUCCACAAAAGAGAUAGUAGAAUUUGUGUCCACUAACUUCUACGUUGGCAAGUCUGAUGCCAUCAAGGCUGUAGGUAAUGUUCCAGCUCAUCCGAACUGCCACCCCCUGAGGUUCCACCAUGUCAGAGGAGAAUCUCACUUGGACAACACAUCCAUGUCGUGGUUUAACCUUGAAGAGGUUGCAUGUGUGGUUGAAAUAGUGCAAAAUCUACUCAGAGAUUGGCCACUCACAUGGGGGAAUAAGGAUCAACGCUCAGUCUGUGUUCUCUCUGAAGGAUGCCAGGUAAAAAUUGUUAUUUGUCAUUUGAACAUAGUUUAGGAAAUCUAAUCUAUUUCUUGAGUGAAUAGGGGAACAACAACAUUUUUUAUGUGACUUUUUUGUGUCAAUGUUUGUCUUUUUUCGUAGGUUCAAAUGAUCAGGAAAGAGCUUCGGAAAAUAUCCCUGAGCCGAGUGACUGUGGAAAAUAUUGCCAAUGUUCAAGGUAUUGAUCAUUAGAUGUUCCAUAUUACUGCACUGGUGGAGCUAGGAACAUAAGCAUUUAGCUACACCUGCAAUAACAUCUGCUAAACAUGUGUAUGUGACCAAUAAAAUGUUAUAUGAUUUGAUUAAUUUGCAAACAUUGGUUAAUAUUCCAAUUAUUUGUUAUUGUCUCCUAGACAUGAACAUGAAAUAACACUAUUUUGUAGAUUUAACUACUGGUAUGUAAUUUCGAUCUUUGUAUAGAAACCUUUUUAUUUGUCAAAAUAAUGAGUCCUUAACCAUACAAUUUUUUCAUUAUUUCUUGACAGGCAAACAGUUCAGAGCAAUAGUAUUGACAGCCGUUCAAACCCGUGACAGCAUUCACCCUUCUGACUCACAUUGUGUGGAGUUUUUCAACGAUGCUCGCGUGCUGAACACGGCCAUGACUAGGGCUCAAUCCCAGGUUGUUGUGGUUGGAGAUGCUGCCGCUCUAUGCUACUUUGGAAAGUGCUCAAGAAUCUGGAAGAACUACAUUGACCAUUGUAUAACAAAGGAAAGUGCUGAACCGAAACACCUUACACAAGACUUCAUUGAUGGCGAUAUCAAGGAAAUGUCAAGAUUCCAACGGUCAGAAUACCUGGAUGAGACCAGCGCUCAGUCAGUUAUGUUUGGCACAGAGAACAACAUGGAUGCAAUUCUCCAACAGCUACAAGAGGAGCAAAACAUGGCAAACUACAAUUCAUCUGAUGGAGACAAAUCAGAAUCGAAAAGUGUAGUAGAACAAAAUAGACCAUACGAUAGUAGCGAAGUUGAAAGAGAUGCCUUGUUGCAGUUGUUGAGAGAGAAGCCAAAUCGGUACAAGCGAGGGGAAUUGGUCAUGGAGAAACAUAACGCAGGUUAUAUCAUACCAUUUGACAACCCAACUAAGCACAUUAUCAUCAAAGGUAGAGGUAACCUCGGCAAGUCCUUCGCUGGUGACGAAGUGGUAGUAGAUGUAUUUCCUCAGGGAAAGGUGUUAGGAACCAUCAAGGCAGCUGAACCCCGUCGUGUGUUUGCUUGUACCCUCGAAGAUGAAGAUUACCAUAAACCCAACCAUAAACCCAAAGUGAAGUCUGAAUAUUAUUUUCACAGAAUGAUAAUGGUACCCCUCAAUACUAAAACCACCAAAAUAUGCACCUUGGCAAGGAGUCGCAAUUCCAUUCCAAUAUGGAAACACGAUGAUGGACAAUGGGAGAUUGUCAGAUUUCAACAACUUGAUGAAGACAUCAAACACAAUCAUGUUUUUAUGGUGGAGGUCCUUUCCUGGAACUCGAAAACUGAAAACAAUGAAAAGUAUACCUUCCCAUUAGGACGCGUGAUAGACAUUGCUCCCAUAGGAUCAUCUUUGGAGGAAGGCUUAAGGAUUUUGGAUGCAGAAUUUAAAGUCGAACCAUCACCUCCCAGACAUGUUUCAGCUGAAAUGUGUUCCUUGGAAGACACCCAAAUUGGUAACAGACAUGACCUCCGAAAGUUGACUACUUUCACUGUUGACCCAAAGAAAUCCCAAGACUUGGAUGAUGCAAUUAGUGUCAUUGACAUGGAAAGCCAUUAUGAGGUUGGAGUUCACAUAGCAGAUGUGGCAUAUUUUGUGAAUGUUGGUGAUUACUUGGAUGAUUAUGCACAGAAACAGGGUGCUACAUUUUACAGCCCUAAAGACCCAGUUUACAUGUUCCCAAAACCAUUUAGCAUCAACCACUUGAGUCUGCUGCCUGGUCGAGAUCGUAUGGUGAUUUCAUUAGUGGUACAAGUAGACAAGGCAACAGACAAAAUCAUUGACAAGAACUUCCAGCUUUCUCAGAUCAAUUCUGAUACACAGUUGUCUUAUGAAGAGGCGGAGGACAUCAUCAGUAAGCGGUCAAGAGAAGAGGCCAAGUUUGAUACUGUAGAAGACUGUGUUGCUGUGGCAUAUCGUUUUGCUAAAGUCCAAAGGAAGGCCAGGCUUGGCAAGGAUUGGAGCUAUAAACGACUGGACGAUCACCAGAUGCCGGGGAAGAGGAGAUCCCAUCAGAUGAUUGAGGAGCUUAGUGUACUGUUCAACAAUUCUGUGUCUGAAUUUUUGAUCAACGCAAAAGAAACCAUGCACUGCACUCCUCUCCGAUGUCAAGCAAGACCUGACCCUGAAAUGGUCGAAGACUUGAAAGAGCAGUGCAAAGACAUCAUACCACUGUCCUCACACCUAAGGCACAACCUUGACCAUGACCUUGACCAGGAGGUAAUGGAGAGCCAAAGCUUCCCUGUGCUAACAUCAGUGUGGAAUGAGAUCCUAUCAGCUGCCAAGAACGGGGAAGUUGACACUGACAGAAUGAUUGAUCUGAUAGCUACAGAUGACAUCUAUCCCCAGCUCCUUCCAGUGAUAUUUAAGUUUAGGAAGUGUCUUGGCAAAGCCUAUGUCAUCCGUUCCAAUUCAUCCCAUAAGGCAACUGUUGGGCACUAUUCCUUGCAUCUUGAGUCCUACACACAAGCAUCCUCGCCCAUACGUCGCUACAUGGAUGUUAUCCUGCAAAGGCUAAUGCAUUCAAUCCUAAAUGUCACUCCAGUUCAAUAUUCUCCACAAGAGAUUGACAUUCUGGGUCAGAAGAAUGAAGAAAGAUACAAGAAGGCCAAUGAGUAUGAAAAGAAGGCCGAGAUGAUCUCCUUUGCCAUGGACAUGAAGAAACAAAAUGCUUUGAAGAUAGCAUUUGUUGUUGGUGUUCAGGUAGAAGACAGUUUCAAGCUUUCGUUUCCGUUUGACAGGCACUCAUUUCCAGACAGUUUGCCUGUUAUGUACAGAGAUUUGCAAUUGGAGGAUCAACCACUGUACGACUCAAACGAGAAUCACAUGACUCUAACAUGGAGAAGACGAGUGUACUCAGUUGACACUGCCAAAACUCACCAAGAGCUAAAAAGGGUGCAAAAUUCUUCUGCAUGCACCGAGCUUUCACAAACAACUUGGCGAGCCAUUGUUGACGCGAUUGACCAGGAACAAUGGAACAUAGCAAGGUCUCUCAUAUUAAGUGCCACAACAAAGCAAAUGGAAAAUGUAAAGAGUGUGCCAAAACAUGCCACAAUGGAUUUGCUUGACGCUGGGAAUGACUCUCAUAGAACGGCACAUGGACAAGAUGAGAAAAUUGACAUGGAACACUAUGUUGAUCUUACUCUCCAGUUGAAGCAAGGAGACACACUUCAUGUCCAAAUUACAUCUGAAAGAAAGCGAGGUUAUUGGACACCCACUGUUCAGUUGAUGUGCAUCAAACCAACAUUUGAGGUGUGUGUAGACCACGCCCACAGCCCUAUCACAUGCUUCUCCAAAUGUGCAGACCGUCCAUCCAAGAGUGAAUAUAGCAACACUGGAGAGUAUGUGAGGAUCUGGAGACCACUUUGUGAGAUGGAGUCUGCAGCCAAUGCUGUGAAUGAAAGUGACAUCAUAAUCAUUGAGGAGCUGGAGCUGGAGCUGAAGCAAGGGAAAAGACUGGAAGGAAGUUUUUACCUUCCUCUCGAAUACAUUAAAGAAUGGGCCAUCGAAUGCAACCUUAACAAGUGCUUACUGUGCAUCCGAAAAAGAGGGUUGAAACUGGCCUCAACCCCUGACCAAUCAGAGGAAGUAGUGGGCCCUACAAACUACACAUGGGUGGCUCAUGGUGUUACAACCAAGUUCGACGAACCAAAGAAGAAGUCUCCAAAUCAAGCCAGAAAAGUGCACUUCUACAUCAACCAUUUGCCAAUGGAUACCAUUCCAGAGUGUGUCUCCCAGAGAAAGACAACAUAUACGGUUGAGAUAAUCCCGAAGCUUCUACCAGACGUGUAAGUACUAAAUUAAUUAGUAAGAGAAAGAAGAGAGAGCCAUGAAUUGAUCAAUUGUCAUUUCAAAUGUAUAGACAUUAUGGUGACACUUUAUAUUACAGUUCCGGUACCUAUUUAAAACUAAGUCAACAAAAUGGUGCUUAAAAUGUAAUUACCAUUAAUCAUAGAAUGUUUUAGUAAAUACCUGGUAAUUUCUGCACCAUAAAAUACAGCGCUACCCACAUUUCAUUCUGUUUAAAAUAAGGUCCUAAUGUAAAAGUAAAAUCCAAUAUUUGUAUUGGAUAGGCAUAAUGUUCCUAUAUUAAUUCAGUAUAUUAUAAUUAAUGGUGUUUAACAUUUUCUACUAUCUAGACGUAAAGAAAUGGCUGUGAACAACAUUGUGUCUGCAAAUGAGCUUGUGCAGAAAAUAGCCCUAGGACAACCCAUUCCAAAAGGAGGUAAGCACUGGACAAUAACAUAAAUAGAAAAAAAUUAAUUGUCUCACGUAAUCCCAUUUUACAUCUGAGGGGAUUUACAGUUCACAAUGUCAUUGUUAAGAUGGAUGUCUGAGGGGAUUUACAGUUCACAGUGUCAUUGUUAAGCUGUAUGUCUGAGGGGAUUUACAGUUCACAGUGUCAUUGUUAAGCUGUAUGUCUGAGGGGAUUUACAGUUCACAGUGUCAUUGUUAAACUGUAUGUCUGAGGGGAUUUACAGUUCACAGUGUCAUUGUUAAGCUGUAUGUCUGAGGGGAUUUACAGUUCAGUGUCAUUAUUAAGCUGUAUGUUUGAAAGUAUUGUUUUGCUGUCUUCUUGGGGAUUGUAGCUUUGCAAUCCGAGGUACCACGGCACCGACUCAUGAGAGAAAAGGCACCAGAAGGUCUCCCAGAGCUGAAUAAGAGUCAAUAUGAUGCACUGGAGAAAGCUCUGAAUAACAACUUCACACUCAUACAAGGGCCACCUGGUAAGUUAUUAAAUAGUACUACCAGAAUACCUGAAGCUGUUAUAUGGCCCUUUUUCUAUGUUUACUGGAAUAUAAACAACACCUGUUUCAUAGGGACUGGAAAGACCGUUGUAGGAGUGUACAUUGUGUACUGGUACUUUGUGCUAAACUCCAAGAAGCCCAGGAUAUUUGAAGAUCCCAAGGACAAGGACAAGGACAAGAAAGAAGUUAUUCUCUACUGUGGUCCUUCCAACAAGUCUGUCGAUGUGGUUGCUGGCAAGUUUCUUGAAUGCUUAAAUUUGAAAUUGUCAUGACAAAAUAAUGUAUAAUGCAUUCAAAGCUUAAACAUGAGUAAAGUUCUGUAGGGAACAUUCUAACAUUCUAUGAAUUGUGGACAUUCUGUAGAGUAUCUGUUGAGGUUUGGAGACAAGCUGAAGCCCCUCAGGCUGUACAGCCGACAAAUGGAGAUGCUGGAGUACCCAUACCCAGGCAGUAUCCUUCAGCUGUCUGCCAGGUCACUUCGCCAAGAGCGGUCCAAGCCAAACCUCAGGUAUAAAACACAUUCAGUCACUCUCAAGUUGUGCACUGUAAAAAGUAAUGUAGCUUUUUAGUUGUUUCAGCUCAUUUUCCAAUGUUGACUCAACUGAAAAAUAUAGAUGUUUUUAAUUUUUUGUAAUGUUUUUUUACCACUUUUUCUGGGAAACCAUCUCACUUGUCUUUGAUAACCUGGUCGUAGUGCUUGCUUCAUCAUUUGUCUGACCGGUGUCAGCAUGUUUUUUGUCAAAUGUUUCAUGCAUUUAUUAAUGAAUUUGGAUCUCACACUAUGUACCAUUUUCAGAGCUAUUACCUUGCAUCAUCGCAUACGGGAAGAACAAAAUCCGGAUUCCAGGGCAAUAAAAGAGUUUGACCGCAGAAUAAACCUAGCCAGAGAAUCAAAGGGAGAGAAGCUGACAGACGAAGAAGUUGAGGAGUGAGUAAAGAUGUAUUACAGUAUUCCCUUGUAAUAUACAGUACAUUCUAAUUGAAUUCUCUUUUAAACCUACAUCUGAUAGAAUUGGUCAUAUUUAUUACAGUAUUCCCUUGUAAUAUACAGUACAUUCUAAUUGAAUUCUCUUUUAAACCUACAUCUGAUAGAAUUGGUCAUAUUUAUUACAGUAUUCCUUUGUAAUAUACAGUACAUUCUUAUAGAAUUUUAUUUGAAACCUGCUAGAAUUGGUCUGCAUUCGGAAAGUAUUCAGACCCCUUGACUUUUUCCACAUUUUGUUACAUUACAGCCUUAUUCAAAAAUUGAUUAAAUUGUUUUUUCCCCCUCAUCAAUCUACACACAAUACCCCAUAAUGACAAAGCAAAAACAGGUUUUUAGAUUUUUUUGCAAAUGUAUAAAAAAUAAAAAUAACGGAUAUACCAUAUUUACAUAAGUAUUCAGACCCUUUGCUAUGAGACUCGAAAUUGAGCUCAGGUGCAUCCGGUUUCCCUUUAUCAUCCUUGAGAUGUUUCUACAACUUCAUUGGAGUCCACCUGUGGUAAAUUCAAUUGAUUUGACAUGAUUUGGAAAGGCACACACCUGUCUAUAUAAGGUCCCACAGUUGACAGUGCAUGUCAGAGCAUAAACCAAGCCAUAAGGUCGAAGGAAUUGUCCGUAGAGAUCCAAGACAGGAUUGUGUCGAGGCACAGAUCUGGGGAAGGGUACCAAAAUAUUUCUGCACCAUUGAAGGUCCCCAAGAACCCGAUGGUCACUCUGACAGAGCUCCAGAGUUCCUCUGUGGAGAUGGGAGAACCUUCCAGAAGGACAACCAUCUCUGCAGCAACUCACCAAUCAAGCCUUUAUGGUAGAGUGGCCAGACGGAAGCCACUCCUCAGUAAAAGGCACAUGACAGCCCGCUUGGAGUUUGCUUAAAGGCACCUAAAGGACUCUCAGACCAUGAGAAACAAGAUUCUCUGGUCUGAUGAAACCAAGAUUGAACUCUUUGGCCUGAAUGCCAAGCGUCACGUCUGGAGGAAACCUGGCACCAUCCCUUCGGUUAAGCAUGGUGCUGGCAGCAUCAUGCUGUGGGGAUGUUUUUCAGUGGCAGGGACUGGGAGACUAGUCAAGAUCGAGGGAAAGAUGAACGGAGCAAAGUACAGAAAGAUCCUUGAUGAAAACCUGCUCCAGAGCGCUCAGGACCCCAGAUUGGGGCAAAGGUUCACCUUCCAACAUUUACAUUUCAGUCAUUUAGCAGACGCUCUUAUCCAGAGCGACUUACAAUUAGUGAAUGCAUACGUUUUUUUUGUUGUUGUUUUUUUCAUACUGGCCCCCCGUGGGAAACGAACCCACAUCCCUGCCGGCCAAACCCUCCCCUACCUUGGAUGACACUGGACCAAUUGUGCACCGCCCAUGGGUCUCCCGGUUGCGGCCGGCUGUGACAGAGCAACAUGACAUCGACCCUAAGCACACAGUCAAGACAACGCAGGAGUGGCUUCGGGACAAGUCUCUGAAUGUCCUUGAGUGGCACAGCAAGAGCCGGACUUGAACCCGAUCUAACAUCUCUGGAGAGACCUGAAAAUAGCUGCAGAGGAUCUGCAGAGAAGAAUGGGAGAAACUCGCCAAAUACAGGUGUGCCAAGCUUGUAGCGUCAUACCCAAGAAUACUUGAGGCUGUAAUCGCUGUCAAAGGUGCUUCAACAAAGUACUGAGGAAAUGGUCUGAAUACUUAUGUAAAUGUGAUAUUUUAGUUUUUAUAAAUUUGAUAAUUUCUAAAAUCCUGUUUUUGCUUUGUCAUUAUGGGGUAUUGUGUGUAGAUUGAUGAGGGGAGAAAAAAAAACAAUUUAAUCUAUUUUAGAAUAAGGCUGUAACGUAACAAAGUGGUAAAAGUCAAGGGGUCUGAAUACUUUCCUAAGGCGCUGUGUGUGUGUGUGUGUGUGUGUGUGUGUAUGUGUAUACAUUUUUUAUUUUUUUCUUCUAGCUACAAAAAGCUUCUGAAUAAAGCUCGUGUGUAUGAGCUGCAGAGACACGAUGUCAUUCUGUGCACCUGCUCAGCAGCCUCCACCCCUAACCUGACUAAAACGGUCAGUGCACGCCAGAUCCUUAUUGAUGAAUGUGCCAUGGCAACGGAACCUCAGGCCCUCAUCCCAUUGGUCAGCAACAAACCAGAAAAGGUACGUUGAAGUAUAAUUCAGCAAUAAGGCCCAAGGAGGUGUGAAAUAUGGCCAUAUAGCACAAACUCCUGAGGUGCCUUGUUGCUAUUAUAAACUGGUUACCAACGUAAUUAGAACAGUAAAAAUAAAUGUUUUAUCUUACCCGUGGUAUACGGCUUUCAGCCAAUCAGCUUUCAGGUCUCGAACCACCCAGUUUAUAAGAGACAAUAUACACUACAUGACCAAAAGUAUGUGGACACCUGCUCGUCAACAUCUCAUUCCAAAAUCAUGGGCAUUAAUAUGGAAUUGGUACCCCCUUUGCUGCUAUAAAAGCCUCCAUUCUGGAACUAAGGGGCCUAGCCCAAACCAUGAAAAACAGCCCCAGACCAUUAUUCCUCCUCCACCAAACUUUACAGUUGGCACUAUGCAUUGGGGCAGGUAGCGUUCUCCUGGCAUCUGCCAAACCUAGAUUCAUCCAUCGGACUGCCAAAUGGUGAAGUGUGAUUCAUCACUCCAGAGAACGCGUUUCCACUGCUCCAGAGUCCAAUGGCGGCGAGCUUUACACCACUCCAGCCGACGCUAUUGCUUGCGCUACACCCGCAAUAACAUUUGCUAAAGAUGUGUAUGUGAUCAAUAAAAUGUGAUUUGAUUUGAUCUUAGGCUUGUGUGUGGCUGCUCGGCCAUGGAAACCCAUUUCAUGAAGCUCCCGACAAACAGUUAUUGUGCUGAUGUUGGUUCCAGAGGCAGUUUGGAACUCGAUAGUGAGUGUUGCAACCAAGGACAGACAAUUUUUACUUGCUUCAGCACUCAGCAGUCCCGUUCUGUGAGCUUGUGGCCUACCACUUCGUUGCUUCUAGACGUUUCCACUUCACAAUAAGAGCACUUAAAGUUGACCAGGACAGCUCUAGCAGGGCAGAAAUUUGAUGAACUGACUUGUUGGAAAGGUGGCAUCCUAUGACGUUGUUACGUUGAAAGUCACUGAGCUCUUCAGUAAGGCCAUUCUACUGCCAAUGUUUGUAUAUGGAGAUUGCUUGGCUGUGUGCUCGAUUUUAUACACCUGUUAGCAACGGUGUGGCUGAAAUAGCUGAAUUCACUCAUUUGAAGGGGUGUCCACAUACUUUUGCAUAUAUAGUGUCCCACGGGUAUGAUGCAAAACUACUUGUUUACUGUUCUAAUAUCAAUUGUAACCUGUUUAUAAUAGCAAUAAGACACCUCUGGGGUUUUUGGUAUAUGGCCAAUUGCUUAAUAUAUAAACAACAGAUGUUUUACUGAUCAUGAAAUAAAUAUUUAAUUACCUUUUGUAUAGAAUGGUGUAUACAUGUUUAAAAUAAAGGUAAAUCAUUUAUAGGCCUAUGUUUGUGAUGUUUAUUAUGUAGUAGAAUGACAUCGUCUUCCAUCGGUGUUCAAUCCAGAAGCAACUGUUUAGGCCUGGGCCAUACAAUGUUCACCUCAGUGGGGCUCCUCAGUAAGAUCAUCAUUUGUGUAAAAAUUUUCUGUAAAAAAAGGUAUGUUUUUUGCAUGUAGUCUAACCCUUGAGUUUGGACAUGGAAACAGUGCAUUGUUAUAGAAUCACACUGCUAACCUUAUGCCUAACCUUAAAUGAAGACCAAAAAGCGAAUUUUGACUAUGGCUAUAGAAUCUAGUGGAAACUGGAGGAUUGCUGCAUCAAUUUCUCAGGUGCUACCUACUCCCUAUGUUCCCUUGAGCAAGGAAUUUAACCCCAUUAUCUGCUCACUGGGCACUGCACUGUGGCUGCUCUCUGCUCCAGCCUCUCAAACCUAAUGUGUGUGUGUGUGUGUGUGUGUGUGUGUGUGUGUGUGUAAACUGAGUGUACAAAACAUUAAGAACACCUGCUGUUUCCAUGACAUAAAUUGACCAGUUGAGUCCAGGUGAAAGCUAUGAUCCCUUAUUGAUUUCACUUGCUAAUUCCACUUAAAUCAGUGUAGAUGAAGGGGAGGAGACAGGGUAAUGAAGGAUUUUCAAGCCUUGAGACAAUUGAGACAUGGAUUGUGUAUGUGUGCCAUUCAGAGGGUGAAUGGGCAAGACAAAAUAUUUAAGUGCCUUUGAACAGGUAUGGUAGUAGGUGCCAGGCGCACCGGUUUGAGUCAAGAACUGCAACGCUCUGGGGUUUUUUCACGCUCAACAGUUUCCCGUGUGUAUCAAGAAUCGGCCAUCACCCAAAGGACAUCCAGCCAAUUUGACACAACUGUGGGAAGCACUGGGGUCAACAUGGGCCAGCAUCUCAAUGUAACGCUUUCGACACCUUAUAGAGUCCAUGCCCAACGAAUUGAGGCUGUUCUGAGGGCAAUGGUGGGGUGUAUGUGUGUAUAUCGGAUUGGUUGGAAAAGGACAGAAGACACAUUUCCAUCUCAUAUGGACUAAUAAAGUAGAUCUUAUUUUAAACUAAGCCUUUACAGCAACCCUGUUUUAUCAACUGCAUGCCAAGGCCUAUAUAGGUCAUCAUCAUAUUUGCAAGUCAUGAAGAUUGAUGGCGAAAUAACCUCUUUCCACUUCCAAGAUUGUGUUGCUCGGUGACCACAAACAACUACGUCCCAUCAUCAAGAAUGAACUUGUGAGGAAGUUGGGGAUGUCAAAGUCUCUCUUUGAGCGCUACUUUGAACGGCGGUCCCAGACAGUGAUGCUGGAUACCCAGUACAGAAUGGUAAGGGGGGGGGGGGGUCAUAUUUCGUCUAUUAUGAAUUCAUUCAAAAUGAUACUCUUAAUUCACAUCAUAAAAUCUCAUGAUUGUUGAUCAAGGGCAAAAUGCUACGGUGCCUUUGACUACACAGAUACGUAUUUAGAUAGAUUGAUGUCCAAUGAGAAAAUACAAAUACUUCUAUCUUUUUGUAGCAUGAAGAUAUAUGCAACUUCCCAUCAGAGGAGUAUUAUGAAGGAAAACUGAAGACUGACGUGGAACGCCCAAAUAGUGUCCUUCAGGCUGACAGCAGGCAGACACACAUUGUUUUCGGCAACGUCAGUGGAGAAGAGGUCAGCCUGGUUGUGAGCACAGCAAAAGGAAAUGAAAACUCCAAAGCGAAUAUGAAGGAGAGAAACGAAGCGGUAAGGAACCUCUUGUUUUUUCUCAACUCCAACACUCAAAUCUUGCCAUGCCACUGGUACACUGUGUUAGUUACCAAAAUCAACUCAUAUAAUUUAUGAUUGUAACUUUUUGUUUAUUUCAGGUUCGGCUUGCCAAACUGCUGGUGACAGAAUCCAAAAUAAAACAACAAAGUAUCGCGAUCCUAUCACCCUACAACGCCCAGGUGGCCGAAAUUAAGAAAGAACUGAGAAAAAUCAAACUGGACGAAAUCACGGUCACCACCAUCACAAAAAGUCAAGGUGUCCGUUUGACUCUUUCUUACUUUCCCUUCAGUUCUAUCUUGAUUGUGAUUAUAUUGUUGUCCCUUUGUGAACUUUGAACUGGUUAGGUUAGCCCUGGGUAUAACCAACGCUGCUUCGUCUCCCAUGCAGGAAGUGAAUGGCGCUAUGUCAUCCUGUCCACUGUGCGCUCCUUACCCAGCGAGGAGAUCGAGACAGAGCCGGACUGGGCCUGGAUGUCCAAACAUGUGGGCUUUGUUCGCGACCCCAACCAGAUAAACGUGGGCAUUACCAGGGCCAAAGAGGGACUUUGCAUUAUCGGUGAGAGAGACGUUUCCUCAAGGACUUAAUGUUAAAGAUCACUGGAACGAGGAUGAUCUAACUUUAAACUACAGUGUCAUUGUACUCAUUUAUUUUCUUCCUUUCUCAAAGGAAACCAAGAGCUGUUGAGCCGCAGUGGCAGUUGGAGACAACUCCUCAAACAUUAUACAGCAAGGAACUUCGUCACAGAAGCUGAAAAGAUCUCUGUGCGCAAAGUAGCAAAAUAGCCUGUAAGCACGGUCUACAUUGAGACGUGGUCUCGGCACCGGAUCGCUGCACAAUGAACAGUAAAAUUCAAAUCACUUUUUGAGGAUAGAUUUAUGAUGUGGCUUCAGUUUCAAUGUCAAGUCAAAUGAAUUAAAUACUGUACUCAUUGUCAUUUUUAAUGUGACCUUUCAAUUAACUGUCAAUUUUAUUAGAUGGUCUCCAUUUUUUAAUUACUGCCUACACUCUUACUGUUUUGUUGUUGUUGUUUAAUCUGUGAUGUUAUUCUGCACUAUUAUUUAAAGUGAAGUUAAAAUUUUAUUUUUUGAGAAAUAUUGUAUAUUUUUGUUGAAUCAAAUGAAUCAAGUACUAAAGUCACUGUGUAAUAGUAAUGUGACCUUUAUUUUGUAUGGCUGUAUUCUCUUUUACUGUUUGUAUUUUACAAUGUAGUUUAAACUAUGUUCUUCUAUACUGUUUUUUUACAGCAGGCCUUUUUGGUAUAAUGUUUAAUUGUAUCACAUUCCACAUAUAAAUUAUCGUAUUUUCCCAAAUAAAGCUUAAAUCUGACUGAAAUGUUAUGCUAUAAAAUAUGUUUCAUAGUAAAAUAAGGACUAUGCAUUUGUUAAUCCUAUUUUGACUGCUGUAGGUGUAUUCCAGUGUAUAGACUGUUUGUAUACUGUAGUAGAUAUAGAUUAUAGAUGUAGUAUGGUAAAGAUUGUAUUGAUUUGGAUCUAAAUCAUAUAAUAAAGUAAUAGUUGAGC